Molecule: messenger RNA, 2376 nt
Organism: Helobdella robusta
Lineage: Eukaryota; Metazoa; Annelida; Clitellata; Rhynchobdellida; Glossiphoniidae
Exons: 2
Coding region: 41-1582 (513 amino acids)
Molecular function (GO): oxidoreductase activity; FMN binding
Source: RefSeq, a predicted model, not a curated record
UUUAUUUUUAAAUUUUUCAAUAGUUACUGCUUGCUUAGUGAUGGCUGGUUAUUUGUUUAUCAGCAUAUUGUUAGCGACUUUUUGGCUGACGAUAAAAAUGUCAAAUAGUGAGGUGAUUGUGGUUGGGGGUGGCCUGGCUGGCCUGUCAGCUGCCGUAAAAGCUGGACUUCAAGGUGCCCACGUCACCAUCAUUGAAAAAGAAAAGUCUGUAGGUGGAAACUCGGCCAAGGCAACAUCUGGCAUAAAUGGGGCCGAAACGGACACUCAGAAACGUUUAGGCAUUCAUGAUCAGUGGACUCUUUUUGAACAGGACACCAUAAAAUCUGGAGAUGGUUUUUCUGACCCCGAGUUAGUCAAAAUUUUGACAUCCAAGAGUAAAGACGCCAUUGAACAUUUGAAAAAUCUUACAGCAGAUUUAAAUGAUGUUGUUCAGCUUGGUGGUCAUUCAGUUGCUCGUUCACAUCGAUUCUUACCAUCAGCAGACGGUAAACCUGUUCCCGUUGGUUUCACUCUCGUGUCAACUCUUCGUAAGUACAUUGAAACAAAGCUAAACUCUACUGUCACUAUUCUUACCCAAAGUAAAUUUUUGAGUCUAAUUUAUAGAGGUAAUUCCGUCGUGGGUGUAAUGUACCUUGCUCCAGAUAAUUCCGAAAAAUCAAUUUACGGCACCGUGGUUUUGUCGGCUGGUGGGUUCGCUCAUGAUCGUUCGGAUGAUUCCCUACUCAUCAAGUAUGCUCCUAAAUUAGCAAAAUUGCCGACAACGAACGGUGUUUGGGCUACUGGAGAUGUUAUAAAAGUUGCAUUGAAUGAUAAUCUGUCGCUGAUACAACUGGAUAAAAUUCAGGUUCAUCCCACUGGGUUCAUUGAUCCAAAAGAUCCUAAAUCAAACAGUAAAUUUUUAGCUCCAGAAUCGCUGAGAGGAUGUGGUGGUCUGCUGCUUAAUUCACACGGAAAUCGUUUCGUCGACGAAUUAACCAGACGAGAUUACGUCACUGACGCCAUCUUCAAAAACUGUCAGAGGUUCACACAGGAAACAGGGGACGUGAUGGACGAGAGCAGUCCGACUUACGCCGUUCUCCUGCUAAACGAGGCUAUCUUAGAAAGAUUCGGUAAAGGUACAGCCGGUUUCUACAAAUUUAAAGGUCUCAUACAAGAUGUCGGAUCGUUCGAGAAUCUCGUCAAAACUCUGAAACUACAGAACGAAUCAGAUCUUCGUCGAACGCUGGAAAGUUACAAAUUGUCGGCUCAGAACCAGCGCAAAGAUGAAUUCGGUAAGACAAUAUUCCCGGUUAUAUUCGAUACCGACAGCGAUCAUUUUUACAUCGCCUACGUCACCCCAUCUCUUCAUUAUUGCAUGGGAGGUUUGAAGAUAGACGCACAGGCUCGCGUUUAUCGCAAAGCGUCGCACGAGGGCGCUGCCGAAACUGUGGUUUCCGGACUUUUUGCAGCCGGAGAAGUCACUGGUGGAGUCCACGGUCAGAACAGAUUAGGCGGAAAUAGUUUACUGGAGUGUGUUGUGUUUGGUAGGAUUGCUGGCUCUGAAGCUGCCAAAUAUGUACAGGUGCCUUAUGAGGAGUUGUGACUAUGAUGAGGAUGAUGAAGAUGAUGUUUGUUUUGAUUGCGAUGACUGUUGGAGGAGACGAUAAUGUUGAUGACGAUUGAUGAUUAAAUGACGCGAUUAAUACCUAAGUUAACGACGAUUAUGCAGACGAUGACGAUGAUGAUGUGGCUUUUAAUUUCUUCCCAGAUAACAUUCAUGAUGUAUCAAGGAUAUAUUGAAUUCCAUUUAAUAUUAUAUAUACAUAUUCAUUGCAUUGUUUGUCAUAUCAGAUCAUUUUUUGGUUUUUGUGAGGUUACAAUUGUUUCCGAGUUUUAAGUUCUUCAAAAUUGUCAACGCAUUCGUGUAUCAUUCAGUUAGUAUUGUUUCUGUUGGAUGUUAAUUUUGAUUUCAAAAAGCGGCUCAACAUCUCAUCUGCCUCCUUCUUACGAAUAUUAUUAAAUGAAAAAUUAUUCCAGCAAUCAAGAAAUAUUGAAGUAAGUGAGGUGGUCGACAACCAUGAUGGUGGCGGAGUUCAAGAUAACCAGGACUUACAAUCCGGACAGAAGAAUCCGGGAUCCAGUUUAAUUUUUCUGCUGCUCAUUUUCAGUUUGACUGUGGUUUUAUUCUUAAAAGGGUUCUCAUUUUAUCGAAGUAGACGCUAUCACGUGAUUAAAGUUCGAUGACGUAUCUGUGAUGUAAUGUCGACGACGACGAUGAUGAUAGUGUUGAUGAUGAUAACGAUGAUCUAAUGUUAUUGCCUUGUUCGGGUCAUCAUUUGGUUCGUUAAAUGCUAUCAAUAUUUUUAGAGUUAUAUGUAAUAAAAGUUGGAAACUAUU